AGGGCGGCAGGCGUUGUGGCGGCGGUGGCGGCGGGGCAGGAGGAGGGAAUGAGCGAGGAGGAGGCGGAGGAGCCUUGCGGGAGCGCGAGGAGCGGCGGCGGCUUCCCCAGUAUAGAGCAAAUGCUGGCGUCCAAUCCCGGCAAGACCCCUAUCAGCCUGCUUCAGGAGUAUGGGACGCGCAUAGGCAAAACGCCCGUCUACGACCUUCUCAAAGCCGAGGGACAAGCGCACCAGCCCAACUUCACCUUCCGCGUCACCGUCGGUGACAUCAGCUGCACUGGCCAAGGCCCUAGCAAAAAGGCAGCCAAACACAAGGCAGCUGAAGUGGCCCUCAGGCUCCUAAAGGGAGGGAACAUGUUGGAGCCGGCAGCCCCGGAGGAAGCCAGCUCUCCUUUCUCUCUAGAGCCCCUGGCUCCGACUGCUGCCCCAGCUGCCACCACACCUGUGCCCAUCGUGCCGGCUGCAUCUCCCAGAAGCUCCCCGUUGGACAUGAAGUCGCCAGUAUCACCGCAGCAGUCCGAGUGUAAUCCGGUUGGGGCCCUGCAGGAGCUGGUGGUGCAGAAGGGUUGGCGGCUUCCUGAAUAUACAGUCACCCAGGAAUCAGGACCGGCACACCGCAAGGAGUUCACUAUGACCUGUCGCGUGGAGCGGUUCAUUGAGAUAGGCAGCGGCACUUCCAAGAAACUGGCCAAGCGCAAUGCUGCCGCGAAGAUGCUGGUGCGGAUUCACAAUGUGCCCCUGGACCCUCGAGAGGGCAGCGAGGCCGAAGCGGAGGAGGACCAGUUCUCUAUAACUACAGGAAACAAGCUGGACGGGGUGAAAGGUCGGGGGUCAGGCUGCACCUGGGACUCCCUGCGCAACUCAGCCGGGGAGAAGAUCCUGCACCUGAAAAGCCACCCCUUGGGGGUGCUGAGCGCUGGAUUCUGCAGCCUUCUGCAAGAGCUUUCUGAAGAGCAGAGCUUUGACAUCAGCUACCUCGAUAUCGAUGAGAGGAGCUUGAGCGGCCUGUACCAGUGUCUGGUGGAGCUCUCCACGCAGCCGACUACAGUGUGCCACGGCUCAGCCACCUCCCGCCACGCCGCCCGGGCUGACGCUGCCCGCAACGCACUGCAGUACCUCAAGAUCAUGGCAGGGGGGAAAUGACGUGAAAUGACACCACCGUGACUCUGGCAUUCCCUCAGCUGUCCAAACAGCUGGGCUCUGCCUGCCUGCCCGUUAGAGGGGCUGCUUCAUUUUCUUCUGUCCUGACUUGGAGAGGGUGGGGUGGGCAGACCUGUAUGGGUCAGGCUGCAUCCCCCAAUAUUCUUCAGGGGGUAGAAGGGUAAAGAUUUCAAGCUGGAAUCGAGACUUGGAGGAGUUCCCGAUACCUGCGGGCUCUGGAGGAGGUCGCUAGAGACUUGUAGCCCUGAUCCUGGGACUGGCCUGCCGCGCCCUCGUCAGGGGUCACCCCUGCUGCUGCUGCUGCUUGUAGUUGGGGGGUGAGAACUGAUUAGUUUGACCACAAUUAGGGAUUGCAAAAACUGGAGCUUUAACUCAUUGGACCUUGCAAGCGAUCAGUGUAGAACACGCGCUGCAGAACUGUGCGCCUCCUGACGAUUGUUCGGGGAGGGCUACGGGCCAGUUUCUACCUCCAUCAGAAUCAAAUAUUAAGGCUUUUCCAUAGAUUAUGCCACUUCAGCCUGUGGGAGAAGGCUCGUAUGUUGGAAUGCUGUCCCAUCUUUAAAAAAUAAUAAUAGAGAACCAGCGCAGCAAAGGGAGAGGUGCUUCUUAAAUUUCUAUUCUAGCAUACAACAUGCUAAUUUUUUACUUCCAGGAAUGCCGAGGAAGAUUCCAAAACGUGGGGAGGGGUGAUAAAAGCCCCACCCACUCUGCUAAGCCACUCCCACCACAUGUGUUUCCUCUUUUCUUAAGGUUUCUCCUUCCUUCUUCAUCUCAGCUGGAGAACAGCCUUCCUCAACGGACCCUCCAUGUUCAGGAGUAGUCUCUCUCAGUACCUGAAACUUAAGUAGGAAGCGGUUGCCUUCAGGCUCUGCUUGUAGCUACCCAGAGGUAUUUGGGAGCUGGAUGCUGGUCUAGGUGGAGGGGAAAUGACUUGUCCAAGAUGGCAAACUGAGCGUAAGGCAGAGGUGGGAACUGAACUCCGAACUCCCAGAAUAAUUUUCCUUUCUAAAACUCUCAGUCCUUUCAGCCAACAUUUGCUUUCCCUGCCACUAAAACGGCGACGACAAAGUGAGGCAGCCUCACAGAUCAAUUGCUUCUUCACUCACGACGCUCAAAUUAAUUUAUGGAAUUUGCUGCCGCCUGGUAUGGCUGUGGCUGCUACCUUAGAUCACUACCACGAUGGCUAAGUAGAACCACAUAUUCAGAGGCUGUAGACUUCCCAACACUGAGUAAUUGAGGGAACAGGGGAAGUCUUACGAGGUUUAUACCCUGUUUGGGAGCUUCUAGAGGCCUCUGCCAGACUCUUCUUGGAAACAAGGGCAAAACGUGCUUUGAUCUGAGUCUCUGAAUUUGCCCUUGUGGCCUUCAUAGGAUCAAUAGGUGCUUUCAUGCCCUGCUCGAAUGUAGGUUCUUCAAAAAUAUAAGGGAUUCUUAUAUUAAGCCUUUAAUUAACCCACCCCCCCCUCUUAUGCUCCGGAAACUCUGGCUCUUUUGCUUAGCAAUAAGGAUCCUAAACUUACUUUUAGCAAUUGCAAAGUACGACUCAGUCCUUUUAGUUCUUGCAUCCAAAAAAAAUAAGGAAUAAGUAUUUUCCGCUGCUCAAGAUUUAUGAAUCAAUGAGCUUCUAAAGGUAUGAAAGGGAAGGAAAGGAACGGAGUCUCUAAGGAUCUUACCUUUUAAAGCAACAGCCAGAUCGUAAAUUAUUAGGAGCGUGCCCCAGAUACGUGGAAAAUACUAUCUUUACAUAUCUUUUCCCUUAACUUUUUUUUUGCCCAGAUUUCCCCACUCAUCCCUAGCCAAAAUGAAUUUCCCCCUUCAGUUAAUCUUUCCCCAAAGUAUUUAUUCUCUUGUAAAUCCCUCCCUCCACUGAACAGAGGACAAAUCCUCCGUAUUGUCCCAGUUUCGGUACGUGUGCUGCACAGAUCGUCAUUUUUCUCACCCCUGCAGGGAGGGUUUUGUCCUCCCCUACCCAGAAGGUAUCCCAACAUGCAAACUGUAUCCACACCCAGCCCGAAAUGGCACAACCUGUGAAAACUUUACUCCUUGAUUCUGUUGCCUGUCAACUGGCCUUCAUCAUUGUAAUGACGGGGGAGAAGAACAGGCCUUGGGACUGCGGCUGGUGCAAGGGGAUUGACAAGCAGCUCGCACCAGCAACGUUGAGCGUGUCAUUUAGUUUACAGUUUCUUGUGGACAGAGAUAAGACCAUUUCUGAAUGCAAGAGGAUGCUGUUCGGGCUGUCUAAUCCCGUUUGUAAAACAAGCGUUUGUGCUAAUGUCCGUCACAAGAACAUCUUGCCAAAAAAUCUAGUAAUUCUG
This is a messenger RNA of Eublepharis macularius, 3476 nucleotides long. It is a transcript of the gene TARBP2, whose product is annotated as TARBP2 subunit of RISC loading complex. Gene Ontology annotation, cellular component: RISC-loading complex. The coding region runs from base 49 to 1143 and encodes 364 amino acids. The record is from RefSeq and is a predicted model, not a curated record. Gene Ontology annotation, biological process: regulation of siRNA processing; regulation of miRNA processing; regulation of viral transcription. The transcript has 9 exons. Gene Ontology annotation, molecular function: double-stranded RNA binding; siRNA binding; pre-miRNA binding. Lineage: Eukaryota; Metazoa; Chordata; Lepidosauria; Squamata; Eublepharidae.